GGGGCUCUUAGUUGAUUUUGAGCAUAAAGCUGCUCUUAUUUUGUUCUUAUAUUGUGAGAAAUUUUGACGUCCGUUUGCUUAAGAAGUUGUUGUUAUAAAAAAAUUCGUGUAAUACGCUCAGAAAAACGCAAACACAUCCACAUUUAAAGUUUAGGUUCAUGAAUGUGAAGGUACUGCAGGGUUCAUAUAUUUUUUUAUUAUUUUGUUUUUCCAUACUAUAGUAACAGAGUAACUAAGCCUUCGUAUAUUGAAUAAAAUCAAUCGUUGAGAAAGCUUUUUGUUUGUUUAUUGAUUAACGUGCUAUCCAGCGUACUUACAUAAAAUCAAUUAAUUAGUAAUUAUGCAAGCAUAAUUAAUAUAAUCAAUAUUCUCUAUUACAAGAUUUUUAAAUUUUAGAAAUUUAAAUUAGCAAAAAUGGUGUGGUAUCUCAGAUCUGUAUUUAAUUUUAUGAAAAAUGUCAGUUUUUUUGUUGGAAGGGCGUGGGACAUUACUUCUUAGGAAAAAUCUGUCGGGUGUGGUGGAACGUUAAAGAAGCACUGCUUGCAGUCUCACGAUUUUAGCAACUUAAAAAAAGUUAACGCAGGGACCCACAAAGGUCAAGGAAACGAGAAAACAGAAAUAAGAAAGCCAUGGCGUCUCCCGCAAAGGCUUCCACCUGUUUCAUUUGUGGUAACGAAUUUCCGCAUGCUGAACUGUCAGCACACGAAAAAUCAUGUUUAGAAAACAUACAAAAAACCGAUAUUCAGUACACUCGCCAGAAUACCGAAAGUUCGGAGACUUCCUUACCACAUACUUUUGACUCGUCAAAUUUAUCAAACCAUUCGGCGUCAAGUAGUGACAGUUAUGAAAAAAAGUUCGUCAGAUGUUAUAUUUGCGGAACUGACGUUCCCACAUAUUUGACGGCGAUUCAUGAAAAGAAUUGCAAAAAGAGCUGGGAAACAGGUUUGUUUAACUCCAUCUGUGCAUCGACAAAAAAAUCAACCUCGCUUUCUCGAGGAACAAGUCGGACAGACUUACGACAUGAUUCGUCUACCAGUGGGAUGAAAAAAUCUAAAUCCAGUUCGAACAUUGCAAAAAGUCCGACAACCGAUAAAGUAUUCUUUGAUGAUGAUAUUACAUCACCCAAACCAAAGGGGAUGUCAUCGUUGAAGUCAAAAUCGUUUUCCAAUCUUUCCAAAACAAAACCAAAAGAGAAAAAACCCUUUGUAACAGGGGUCCGAAAUACCGACUGGAAUAAAACAAAGUCUUUGCAAGACAUCCGGAGUGAUAGGCCGGCACAAAAGAAGUCCGGACCGGGUCAGUAUGUGUUAUGCAAUUUUUGCGGUAAACUGUAUUCCAUGCAUUCUAUAGGAAUUCACGAACGUCAAUGCGAAAAAACUCGAAGCCUUCAAAAAAAUGCAGGAACUGGAUCUGAUUAUAAAAUUAAAAGCAAAUCGAUGGUUGAUCUAUCAGGUAUAAAAAAAGGAGCACCAUUAACUCGACCUUUAACUCGCAACACAACUCGACCAAGUACGGCUACGUCUACUAGAAAGACUGAGCAUAAGAAUUCUCCGAAACAGAGACCGUCUACUUCACAUCCACUGACUCGUGUUACUCGUAUAAUCGGAGUUUCUACGAACACCGGAAACAAAACACGUUCCCCUGAUAAAAGUGAAUCUAAAACAACUUCACUUAAAAAUGUCAAUGUUAAACCCACGGAGGAGAGUGGAGAGCAACAUAAAGAUGUUCAAAAAAAGAUUAGUAAGAAUAGUGAAGAUUUAAAAAUUUCGAACGGAAUUAAACAGGAGGAGAAAAAAACUGCUUCCCCUGGUCUACAAAAGUGUUAUUUAUGUGGACAAUUGUACGGUACACGAUCAUUGCCUAUACAUGAAAAACAAUGUUUAAAAAAAUGGGAAAGAGAAAAGAAAGGAGAGAAAGUUAAAGAGAUGAAUUCAAAGAAACAAAAAGAAAUAAAAGUCAUUCCAUUUGGAAGAUCAAAAUCUUCUCAGCAUUCCCAAGAAACCAGCCCGGAGACCUCAUUAUGCCCUGACGACCAAGCUAUAUUUACACCAACCACUAUAUUAGAAUCACAAGUGGUUGUAGAAUCAAAAGCCUCUUCCGCCACCAACGAAACUUUGACUGAACAACCGGUAGACGAACAAAAAGAAAUUGUUAUAAACGGCACUCACAAUUCCGAAAUUUCGUUAAAUGAAAGCAAUAUCUCGUCAGACGAUGUAGAUGAUUUUGUUCAACCAUUAAAUUCUCCUAACAAAUUUGUUAUUUGUGUGUAUUGUGGGCGUAACUAUGGGCAACAUUCGAUUCACAUUCACGAGAAAAGUUGCCGAGACCGAAAACUGCUCGAAGAAGAGGCUCAAAAUCGAAUCGAGGCAAAAUUAAAGGCAUACAAGAAACUUUCAGCGCUAAAAUCAAGUAAAAGCUUGGGAGAUAUUACGUCGGAUAAUUUGUCGUAUCUUAAUGGCAACGUUGCUAAUGGCGACGCCGUCGAUUUGGUAAAAUGUGACGAAUGCAAUCGUAAUUUUUUAUCUGUAGAUAUCGAAAAACAUCGCGUUAGUUGUAGCGUAUUUGUUUUUUAAAGAUUUAUUUCAAUGAUUCAAUAUAUUUUGAACGAAAACGUAGACAAGAAAGCCUGGGUACUAAGCUGCCAGACUUGUCUUUGUUUUUGUUUUUUUAACGUUAACCGAAGUACUAGAUUGCUUUUAAUGUUCAGGAUUUGUUUUUAUAUUCUUUUUAAUGAAAAACUUGACAGUUUUUUUAAGUUGAAUAAGUUUUAAAAAAGUAAUCCGUAGUUCGUACCCACGACUUUUUACUAAAAUUGCCACAUUUAAAAAAACAACAACUGUAAACCAGGUUGUGUAGUUUAUAUUUUUUUGAAUAAAAGACCGUACUGCAUGUAAAAUAAACGCCUGGGCGUCUAUUUUACAUUUAAGGUAAGGCGCUUUAAAAAAGAUGGCGCUGAUAAAUGUUUAGUCUGAAAAAUGCAUUUUCCGACUGGCAUUUAUUUGAAAAUUACUUUUUUAUAAAAAAAUGAAGAGAACUUUCGCGAAUAGACAACUUGUUUUUUAUGUUUCAGAACAAUAUUCUUCUGUAAAUUGUACGGUGAUAUUUAUAUCAGUUAAAAAUUUCAUCAACGAUGCAAACAACAAAGAGCGAACAAAUUUUCUUUUUAUUUAAAUAUUUUAUAUACUAGUAUAUUUAUUCUUAUAAUCGAUAUUAUUAUUAUUAUUAUUAUUACUAGUAUUUAUGUUAUCAAUUUGUUUAUAUAUUUACGUAGUUAAUAUUCUUAUCAGGAAAUAAAAACACAUCUUUUUACUCACGUCAAUUUUCAUAUUCACACAACAUUUAAGUUAGCUGCAGUAAAAAGAAGCUGACCAUCUUUUUUAUACACUGUAUACUAAGUGACGUCAUUGUGUACAAAAAAUGUCAGGUGAGUGUGACCGCGCACAUGUGCAGUCGUCACUAACCGAUGUAUAGAAAUGGCC
Messenger RNA from Hydractinia symbiolongicarpus, 3479 nucleotides. RefSeq names its product zinc finger protein 474-like. The coding region runs from base 630 to 2573 and encodes 647 amino acids. The transcript is spliced from 2 exons. Lineage: Eukaryota; Metazoa; Cnidaria; Hydrozoa; Anthoathecata; Hydractiniidae. The record is from RefSeq and is a predicted model, not a curated record.